This is a messenger RNA of Camellia sinensis, 582 nucleotides long. NCBI's taxonomy places the organism in Eukaryota, Viridiplantae, Streptophyta, Magnoliopsida, Ericales, Theaceae. The record is from RefSeq and is a predicted model, not a curated record.
AUGGCGUCAGAAGCCGAAUAUUCGAUCCGCAGAAAUGAGCUCUUUCAAAGUUUUUGCUAUCACGGCCAGCCUAAGGAUUAUGCAAAACUGAAAGCAAACAAGGAAAUGGCGUUGGGAAUGAAGGAGAAGAAAACUUACAGGAAGCAGAAGGCAACCAAGCUUUCGGUGAAGAGAGGUGCUCCGAGCGAGAAGGCUGGUAAAAAGCCAGCGGCGAAGAAGGGGAAGGCUGCCAAGGACCCUAACAAGCCAAAGAGGCCUGCUAGUGCUUUCUUUUUUUUCAUGGAGGAGUUUAGGAAAAUGUACAAAGAGAAGCAUCCUAACAACAAAUCCGUAGCCGCCGUUGGUAAGGCUGGAGGAGAUAAAUGGAAAUCUUUGUCAGAAGCUGAGAAAGCUCCCUACGUUGCGAAGGCAGAGAAAAGGAAGACCGAAUACAAUAAAACUCUUGAAGCUUAUAACAAGAAAAAGGUUAAGGGUCCAGCUGAUGAAGAAGAGUCUGACAAGUUGAGGUCGGAGGUGAACGAUGAGGAUGACGAAGACGAAGACGAUGAGAGUGGGGAGAUAAAAGGAAUUAGCCUACGAUAA